Messenger RNA from Perca flavescens (yellow perch), 1689 nucleotides. Its product is annotated as gastrula zinc finger protein XlCGF57.1. Gene Ontology annotation, molecular function: DNA-binding transcription factor activity, RNA polymerase II-specific; RNA polymerase II cis-regulatory region sequence-specific DNA binding. The record is from RefSeq and is a predicted model, not a curated record. Gene Ontology annotation, biological process: regulation of transcription by RNA polymerase II. Bases 116 to 1444 code for a protein of 442 amino acids. The transcript has 2 exons. NCBI's taxonomy places the organism in Eukaryota, Metazoa, Chordata, Actinopteri, Perciformes, Percidae.
UUGCUGCCGGGUCUAUGUUGCUGCUGCAUGCUGGCAGAACACUGAAGCGUGGCUUUAGCUGUGGACGUAGUUAGCACAUUAGAUAGCACGACGGUGUCUAUUUCACAAUUUAAACAUGCCUAAAGCAGAAGUGUUGAGAGUGGCGGUGCAGGAGCGUCUAGUAGCGGCUGCUGAAGAGAUAUUCGGGCUGUUUGAGAGAACCAUAGCAGAGUACGAGGAGGAACUGUUUCGUUCAAAGCAGAAGAACGAGCGGCAACGCAAACUCCUGGACGCUGUGUUAAAGCCUGAGCUUCGAUUAAACAGAGCAGUAUUAUCUGCAGAUUCACAGCAGGACCCAGAACCCCCGCACACUGGAGAGGAACAGGGGCGGCUCUGGAGAAGUCGGAAGGGCAAGCAUCUUCAAGGACCGGCCCCCAAGAAGAGGGAAGAUGAUGAAGAGUCCUCACACCUUCAUCAAAGGCCAAUUGGAGUGAACAAAAAGGCAAAGCCUCAAGCCAGCCGCUCAGCUCAACCAAUGGAAAUAGAGAGCGAUGCAGAGGAGCGCGGAGGCGAUCCAGAUAGUUCUUUACAACCAGCUAAUGAUGAGACUCCAGACCAUUCCGAUCAAGCUGACACUGUAAAAUUAAAGGAGACCCAGAAAGGUGUAGCAGACUUUUCUGAGCCUGAGGCUGCAAACAGUGAUGAUGACUGGAAGGAGUCAGGGAAACCUCGGUCAGAUUUAAAAACACGAAGAAACAAGGGCGUUCCUGAAGUUGGUAAAGGACGUAACAUUGGCAAGAAGUCUUUUAGCUGCUGUCAGUGUGGUAAAACCUUUAAAUCCAAGCACAGAAAAAGUCGUCCUGGACAGAAACCGUUUGUUUGCUCAGCUUGUGUUCAAAGAUCCAAACAGCUUGCACGUGUAGUCGCAGACAAGACCACUUGUUCAGGGCUGAAAAGCUUCAGAUGUUCAGACUGUAAGAAAGAGUUUAGCAAUAAAGGAGAUGCUGUGAGACAUAUCCGAAUUCACAACGGAGAGAAACCCUUCAGCUGCUCCAUUUGCGGUAAAGGAUUCACACAGAGCACAGGUUUGCGCGCACACAUGAGAAUCCACACAGGAGAGAAGCCGUACGGCUGCUCUCUGUGUCCCAAACGGUUCAACCGGAGCGGAAUUCUGUCUAGACACAUGAGAGUUCAUACGGGAGAGAAGCCUUACAGCUGCUCGCUGUGUAACACGAGAUUUACUCUGAGUCGGUCAUUGUUAAUACACAUGAGGAUCCAUACAGGAGAGAAACCUUUCAGCUGCUCAGUUUGUGAUAAAAAAUUUACACAGAAAGUACACCUGACACAACACAUGACGCUCCACACACAGGACACGCCCUUCAGUUGCCGUGCCUGUGGGAGAACAUUCACUAGACAGUCGCGUGUGAAAAACCAUAAGUGUGUUACUAAGAGCAGCAGCAGUUAAUAAAACCACGACUGAGAAAUGGCCCACCUUGAAUGUCUCACUGUCUGCCACAAAUUGGAUUAAGUGGUAAAUAAAUGUAAUUUACAGCUUAUUAUUUUUACUGUAAUGUGAUUAAUCAUAUUAAAUAAUCGUGAUGUCAACAUUGACCAAAAUAAUUGGGAUUAUCCCCACCCCCUCCCCCAUUAUAACUCCGCGCCACCCACUGGUCGACACAAAUCGUGUUAGUCGAGGACAGCCCUACCAAA